AUGAUCACAUUUUCAGUUCAGUUUUUGGAAGGUCACAUUAUUGCCAAGAUCAAUAAAUUCAAAUAUAUCAUCGAUACUGGUUCACCAAUGUCAUUCGGAUAUGGGACGACUAUCACUAUUGAUCAAAAGCAAUUUCCCAUAAGUCGUACUGGUAUGGGAGGAACUACGAUUGAAGCACUUUCUUCACUCAGUGGCUUAGAAUUCGAUGGAUUGAUUGGAAUGGAUAUUCUCAAAAAUUUCGAUAUUCGAUUCACUCAAAAUGAAAUUGUAUUUUCCGAUACAUUGACAUUCCGUACUAAUUCAGCAAUUAAACUGCCGAUAAUUGACACAGUGAUGGAUAUUCCAAUAAUUAACUUGACUAUCGGACAGAAAGAUCGAAGAAUCGUGUUCGAUACAGGUGCAAAACUGUCAUAUUUAAGUGAUGAAUUACUCACCGGAACAUCGGUUGGUGACGCAGAAGAUUUCUAUCCUUCUAUAGGUAGAUACAAAACGAAAGUGUAUGAAGUUGACGUUAUGAUCAAUGAGAAAGUAGAAACGUUAACAUUCGGUUCAUUACCAGCGCCUCUCCGAAUGCUUCUAACAAUGACCGGAACGAAGGGAAUUGUCGGAAGUGAACUACUGAAAAAGUAUUCGAUCAUCUACUCGAAUUCAAGCAAAAUGUUGUUCCUGGAAUCAACGAAUAACUAUGAAGAUGAAUUAGACUGA
Adineta ricciae is the source of this 705-nucleotide messenger RNA. NCBI's taxonomy places the organism in Eukaryota, Metazoa, Rotifera, Eurotatoria, Adinetida, Adinetidae. The record is from the annotation of a GenBank genome assembly.